UACCACAUUGUCAAAAUGAAGUUCGUUUCGAGAAUCGAUCCCAACGCCCUGGCGUACGCCAUGACCACAUUAGGGGCCGGAAUGAUGAACAGCAUAUUUAAUUUCUACUACGUCAAGCUGUUUUUAAACCAGUACAAGAUCUCAGAAGGUGCGUUCCAUCAAGCGCAGGUUGUUUUUAUGAUCUGGAACGCUGUCAACGACCCCCUCUUUGGCUACCUUCAAGACAACUCCAAAGCUCCGUGCUGCUCUAGGCGCCAGGCUUCCAUUUUCUACGGGGCUCCGCUAUACGCGCUGGCCUUUCUGCUCCCCUGGUUUCCGUGGAAACAGUACCGCGAAGGCGACUGGCUGAGUGGGCUUCACCUCGUCGUCGCCCUGUGCGCCUUCGACGGCCUGCUGACGUUUGUCCUGCUGGCGCAGUGCGCACUCUUCGCGGAAACGUCCACGAGGCACGAGAGCCGGCUUCAGCUCAUCAAGUACAACCAGGUGGCCACGUUGGUCGGAUCCACCAGUGUCCUUUUCUGUGGCCUGAUAUCCAAUAACAUGGAGAACUUUGCCCAUUUUCAAAUCUUCGCGGUUCUGGUCGGCGCAGUGGCGACCGCUUGCAUGUGCUAUACGGGAAUCUAUAGCACCACUCACUAUGAACAAAGAGAAAGUCUCUUGGAAGGGGCCGAGGGAGGCGAGCGGGUCCUCUCGUGGUCCUCUGUGGUUUCGUUGACCAAAGAGAUCUUGACCCAGAGAAAUUUCCUGCUCUUCGUGACCAUGAACUUCUUUCAAGUCUUCCACUUGGCUUUCUGCAGCAAUUUUAUGAUGAUCUUUGCGGACAACCUCAUCCCCAAGGGCGCUCUUUCCUCCUCCAUCCGAAGUGUCAUGUAUGGGGCAGGUUUUAUUUGUCCUCAGUGCCUUGUGCUCUUCAGCCAAACUCCGUUGAAGAAAUUCGGUUACUAUAAGUUUGUCUUGUUUUCCUUCUAUCUGGAAGCAAUAGCUGCAGUGCUCAUGUUUCUUCUGGGCCCAGAACACUACUACCUGCUGGCCAUUUAUCUGACAAUGAACAUGGUAAUUGUUCAAGCUUCUUUCAGCCUGUUUAAUUUGCCUUUGGCUGACAUCAUCGAUGCAGAUUUAAAGAAACAUAAACGAAGAUCUCCGCUUUCCUCCAUGGUUUUUGGAACAAACGCCUUAUUUACCAAGCCGGCCCAGUCUCUUGCCCCUAUGCUGGUGGUGACUAUACUCAAUCAAUUUGGAUAUGCAAACCUGAAUAGUAAACUUUCUCAGCCCAACCCAAAUUUGUUCCUAGGGCUCCACGACGCUAUGUUCUACAUGAUCUGCCUCGUCCCUCUGUGCAUAGCAGCCAUGCAGAUACUCGCGUGGACCCCUUUCUCCAUCCAGAACAGUCACCUGACGCCCACACACGUUGAGAUGUGA
Messenger RNA from Euleptes europaea (tarantolino), 1419 nucleotides. RefSeq names its product transmembrane protein 180-like. NCBI's taxonomy places the organism in Eukaryota, Metazoa, Chordata, Lepidosauria, Squamata, Sphaerodactylidae. Bases 16 to 1419 code for a protein of 467 amino acids. The transcript is spliced from 6 exons. The record is from RefSeq and is a predicted model, not a curated record.